AUGAGUACUGUGGCUGGGACAAGACAAAAGAGGAUAAUAAUGUCCGUCCGUUGCCAUCCCUACUAGAUUUCAUUUCAUAUAUAAGAAAACGAAACGAGAACGACGUCGUGUGGAAAGUGGAAACGUACUACAAUGAGCUCGAGGGCAGAAGUAGAACCUGUAAGUUCGACUCGCUCCGAUCCUUUGAAUCCGGAAGUCGAAGCCCAACCUCUCAAGCAAAGAAUGGUUCCUCUUCACUGGCACAAAGUCGCUGCGAUCUCUGGAGUGGCCGCUGUUGGUUUGGGGGCAUAUGGUUCCCACCUCUUCAAUCCCAAAAACCCAGUUUACAAAGAGGUUUGGCAAACUGCCUCUGUUUACCAUUUAGCUCAUUCAGUGGCUUUGCUUGCUGCUCCAAUCACUAAACGCCCCAACAUUUUCGGAGGACUUUUGACUGCUGGUGUUAUAGCAUUCUCUGGGUCAUGUUAUGCAGCGGCGCUGCUUGAGGAUAGAAAGUAUUCUGCCUUGGCUCCAUUUGGUGGGUUUGCUUUCAUGGCUGCUUGGGCUAGCUUGCUUUUUUAAGGAUUUCUGUGCUCUCGCUUUUCGACUUUGACUAGUUCUCAUAAGUUUUCUUGCAAAAGUCCAUUCUCAUUUUCCAUGUCAAUAGUUUAUGACGUAAACAAUCAUUGUUAAUGUCAUGCUUCAGUGCUGUAAAGAAUCGUACACUCCAUGGUCGAAUAAACAAAUUUGAUUAAUAGUUACCAGUAAAGUUCACAAGAAAUCUCAUCGUUAAAAGAAA
This is a messenger RNA of Morus notabilis, 775 nucleotides long. Its product is annotated as transmembrane protein 256 homolog. Lineage: Eukaryota; Viridiplantae; Streptophyta; Magnoliopsida; Rosales; Moraceae. The coding region runs from base 133 to 558 and encodes 141 amino acids. The transcript is spliced from 5 exons. The record is from RefSeq and is a predicted model, not a curated record.